This is a messenger RNA of Salpingoeca rosetta, 1696 nucleotides long. Its product is annotated as Rpt3-PA. The record is from RefSeq and is a predicted model, not a curated record. The transcript has 13 exons. NCBI's taxonomy places the organism in Eukaryota, Choanoflagellata, Craspedida, Salpingoecidae. Bases 340 to 1557 code for a protein of 405 amino acids. Gene Ontology annotation, cellular component: proteasome regulatory particle, base subcomplex. Gene Ontology annotation, biological process: proteasome-mediated ubiquitin-dependent protein catabolic process. Gene Ontology annotation, molecular function: ATP binding; ATP hydrolysis activity; proteasome-activating activity.
UCGAAAAUUCCCUACACCGCAUUUGUGUGGCAAGCAAGAAAACAGACGACAACGACCAAAAGACAGAAGAAACGGCUUUGCGAUUGCUGCGACAGCCGGCCAGAGAGCACACCAAGCGGCAGACAGGUGGAGCGAGUGCUUGACGCAGGGUCAAAGGACGGUGAGAAGGCACGGCUUGACACCACGGAGAGCGAUAACAGCUGUCAUCAAGGCCAAGUGAAGAAAACUGACUGUGAUUCGCUUCGAGAAGCAGCACCAGCCACACAAGUUGCACAAACACAACGAACCAACCAAACAAACAACCAAACGAACAAGCGUCGACACACACACAUACACACCAUGGAGGAGAUUGGCAUUGUCGUGCCUGAGGUUCCAGCUCAGACCGUGGAGGCGGAGAUUGACACAAAGUCGGAAGACUUGUAUGUUCGCCUGAAAAACUUGCAACGCCAGUUGGAGUUCUUCAACGUGCAAGAAGAGUACAUCAAGGAUGAGAUGAAGAACUUGAAGAAGGAGUACUUGCACGCACAGGAGGAGGUGAAGCGCAUCCAGAGCGUGCCGCUUGUGAUUGGCCAGUUCCUCGAGGCCGUGGACGAGCACACGGGCAUCAUCGGCUCCACGACGGGCUCAAACUACUACGUGCGCAUCCUCAGCACCCUCGACCACGAGCUCCUCAAGCCAAGCGCCUCGGUCGCCCUCCACAAGCAAUCGAAUGCACUGGUUGACAUUCUCCCGCCCGAGGCCGACAGCAGCAUAACCAUGCUCUCCGCAGACGAGAAGCCCGACGUCACGUACUCUGACAUUGGCGGGAUGGACACACAGAAGCAGGAGAUGCGCGAGGCCGUCGAGCUGCCCCUCACCCAGUUUCAACUCUACCAACAGAUUGGCAUUGAGCCGCCCCGCGGUGUGCUGAUGUACGGGCCCCCGGGCUGCGGCAAGACCAUGCUUGCAAAGGCCGUGGCACACCACACCACCGCCUCGUUUAUCCGGGUGGUUGGUUCUGAGUUUGUGCAGAAGUACCUCGGUGAGGGUCCACGCAUGGUUCGCGACGUGUUCCGCAUGGCCAAGGAAAACGCCCCCGCCAUCAUCUUCAUCGACGAAAUCGACGCCAUCGCCACAAAGCGCUUCGAUGCCCAGACAGGAGCGGAUCGAGAGGUGCAGCGCAUUCUGCUCGAGCUUCUGAACCAGAUGGACGGCUUUGACCAGACCGUCAACGUCAAGGUGAUUAUGGCAACGAACCGCGCCGACACGCUCGAUCCCGCCCUCCUCCGCCCAGGCCGUCUUGAUCGCAAGAUCGAGUUCCCCAUGCCAGACCGCCGCCAGAAGCGGCUCAUCUUCUCCACCAUCACCUCCAAGAUGAACCUGUCUGAUGAAAUUGACCUGGAGGACUUUGUCGCCCGCCCGGACAAAAUCACCGGUGCCGACAUUGCAGCCAUCUGCCAGGAAGCCGGUAUGCUUGCUGUUCGCAAGAACCGCUACGUGAUCCUCGCGAAGGACUUUGAAGAGGCAUACAAGACGGUUAUCAACAAGGACGAUGACGAACACACCUUCUACAAGUGAUUGUGCUUGUGCCACGCCAUCAUUUGCUUGUGUGUUUGCAUUGCACACACGCACUCCCCCGCCCCCUUGUUUGUUUGUUCCUGUGUCUUUUUUCGUUUUGUUGGCCGUGAUGACGCGAUAAACGGAACAUCGCACCACU